UAUCUCUUUAUUCAUCUUUUAGAUAAGAAGACACUUGCAGGCAAAAUGAAAAUCAUUUUUCUAUUUGCGUUCUUCGCUCUGGUGUCAACCAAAGCACUGGAUCAAUCUGUGCUUGAAAACCAAUCACUACAAGAUUUUUAUGACUGUCGUCCGGGUGAAAAAUGUGCUGACAAAUUAGUGAGUGCCAGCGAUAAUUUUCCAGAGGCUGUCGAAAAAGCUUGCCCGAAAUGCAGCUCUGAACAAAAAAGUAAAAUGGCGGCGUUUGUCGAUGCAAUAAGCAAAGGAGUAUCUUUGGAAGAAGCGAAGAAAUUAUACAAUCCAGAUAACAAAUAUUUUGAUAUUGUCGAUAAUCCCAAUACAAGUUUCACUUUUGAUGCGACCGUUAGUGCAUCCUAAAAUUGAUCAUUAUAUAUCUAACCUGCAACGUUUACCCAUUUUUUUCAAACUCCAUUAGGUAUAGAUUUAAAAUUAUUAUCUACGGAAUCCAAA
This is a messenger RNA of Maniola jurtina (meadow brown), 489 nucleotides long. RefSeq lists its product as uncharacterized. The record is from RefSeq and is a predicted model, not a curated record. The transcript has 2 exons. The coding region runs from base 46 to 396 and encodes 116 amino acids. Lineage: Eukaryota; Metazoa; Arthropoda; Insecta; Lepidoptera; Nymphalidae.